Fonsecaea multimorphosa CBS 102226 is the source of this 1479-nucleotide messenger RNA. RefSeq lists its product as uncharacterized. The coding region runs from base 1 to 1479 and encodes 492 amino acids. The transcript is spliced from 4 exons. Lineage: Eukaryota; Fungi; Ascomycota; Eurotiomycetes; Chaetothyriales; Herpotrichiellaceae. The record is from RefSeq and is a predicted model, not a curated record. Gene Ontology annotation, biological process: transmembrane transport. Gene Ontology annotation, molecular function: transmembrane transporter activity. Gene Ontology annotation, cellular component: membrane.
AUGAUCAAGACAUCAUCAGACGUACAAGAGAUGGCAGAUGUCGUUCAUGAGGAAAAGUCAUGCCCAGAUGGAAUCGACGUUGAACAAACAGGUGUCAAAGACGAGCUGGAACAACCAUACGACGAGCCACGGAUGAAGAAGCUUGUGCGCAGAGUCGACUUCCGCAUCGUCCCUCUGUUGUCUUUCAUGUACCUUCUCAACUACCUUGAUCGAGGCAACGUGGGCAAUGCGAAGGUCCUCAAUCAAGAGACUGGUGACGACCUUUUGCAACAGACACACAUGACUCCAAAUGGCUAUGCUAUCACACUGAGCUUGUUCUCCGUUGCAUACACUCUCUUCGAAUUGCCAUCAAACUGGAUUAUCAAGCGCUACGUCCGUCCUUCGGUGUGGCUGGGAGUACUCCUCGUGUGCUGGGGUGCCACGACGCUCGGAUUUGCUGGUGUACACACUUACGCGCAAGUCAUUGUUCUUCGAUUCCUCAUCGGCGUCUUUGAGGCUGGAUUCUUUCCUGGAAUUGUCUACUUCACAACCUUCUGGUAUUGCAUCGAAGAACGCGGGCUCCGCAUUGCGUUUGUGGCCGCCCAUGCCAAUCUUGCUGGUGCCUUCGGCGGUGUCAUUGCGUACGGAGUCGGACACCUCAAUGGCGCUAGUGGCUUGCAAGGCUUUCGUUGGCUAUUCAUCAUCGAGGGAAUCGUCACAGUUCUCUGUGCUCUCCUUCUGAUCUUCUUUCUACCAGAUUAUCCCUCACGUGCCAAAUGGCUCACUCAAGAGGAAAAGCAGCUCUUUGAACGAAGACUGCAACAACAAGGAGCAGGGUACACCAAAGCUCACGCUACCCGAAAAGAAAUAAUAGAGACUUGCUUCUCGCCAAGGAUGUUGCUCCACUACCUUAUCUAUGUCAUUAACACUAUUCCACUCGCAUCUUUCACGUUCUACACUGCAACAAUUGUCACAGGCCUGGGCUACAAGUCGCUUGAAGCACAGCUUUUGACAAUUCCUCCGUGGGUGGUAGGAUACCUCUGUGCGCUUUUAUACUCAUUUCUCGCCGACCGAUUCAACGCCAGAGGAUAUUUCAUUAGUUUUGGCUCGAUAUUGGGUGGCCUGGGCUGGCUGAUCUCGGGCUGUCUCCCUGCCCACUCAUAUACCGCUCGAUAUGGUUGCCUUGUCCUUGCGUCCGCGGGUGCUUUCCCAUGUGUUGCACCACUCAGUGCAUGGAUUACGGGGAACGUGCCUAGUGUCACCACGAUGGCCAUUGCGACAGCUUUGAACAACUCGGCUUCUGGAGUCAGUCAAAUCAUUGCUCAAUGGAUUUGGAGAGCCAAUGAGGCUGAGAGGGGGUAUCCUACAGGCAACUUCACUUGUGCUGCCUGUAGCUUCGCCGUGGCGACUCUGUCCAUCGUCUUGAGAGUCUGGUAUGCGAGGAUGAAUAAGGCUGGUGUUGCUGACGCAAGCGGUAGACCGAGAGUGUGGGCAUAUUGA